AUGGAUCCACCUCCGCUCCGCCGCUCGCCUCUGGCCCGUGCUCCAGCCACUGCUGCUCUCCAGGCCCAUGGACUGCACGUUCUGGAGGCCAUGGAGUUUAAAAUGCCUGUUGCCAGUGAAUGGGAAGAGGGAUCAGAAGUGCUUGUUAACACAUCAAGCUGUCAGCCAUUCUGCAGACGCUCUGCUGCUCACGAUAAAGAGGAACUCUUUCAGAAUGUACUGACACAGGUGGCAGAACAGUUCUCAAGGGCAUUCAAGAUCAACGAGCUGAAGACCGAGGUCACCAACCGUCUGGCCAUGCUGGAGAAAAGAGUGGAACUGGAGGGGAUGAAGGUGGUGGAGAUAGAGAAAUGUCGCAACGACAUUAAGAAGCUCCGUGAGGAGAUGGCAUCAAGAAACAACAGUAACUUCCUGGAAGGCAACAAGAAGCUGACUCCACGCAGAGACGUGCCCUCCUACCCAAAGUACAUGCUGUCACAACAGACCAUAGACGCCCUCAAAAAACCCGCCUUCGACGUGUGGCUAUGGGAGGCCAACGAGAUGCUCAGCUGUCUGGAGCACAUGUACCAUGACCUGGGCCUGGUGCGAGACUUCAACAUCAACCCCAUCACUCUCAAGAGAUGGCUGGUAUCAAGUAAAUGCCAGAACAGACCUGGCAGUCCGCUACAACGACAUCUCCCCCCUGGAGAACCAUCACUGUGCUGUGGCCUUCCAGAUCUUCUCUCAGCCCGACUGCAACAUCUUCUCCACGUUUGACCCUGAGUCCUUCAAGCAGAUACGACAAGGCACCAUCACGCUGAUCCUGGCCACAGACAUGGCCCGACACGGUGAGAUCCUGGAUUCCUUCAAGCAGAAAGUCGACAAUUUCGACUACACAGACGAGGAGCACUCCACCUGUCUGAAGAUGGUGCUCAUAAAGUGCUGUGACAUCUCCAACGAGGUGCGACCCAUGGAGGUGGCUGAGCCCUGGGUGGACUGCCUGCUGGAGGAGUACUUCAUGCAGAGUGACAGGGAGAAGGCUGAAGGGCUUCCUGUGGCUCCGUUCAUGGACAGAGAGAAGGUCACCAAGCCCACGGCUCAGAUUGGUUUCAUCAAGUUCGUGCUCAUCCCCAUGUUUGAGACAGUGAUGAAGCUGUUCCCACAGAUUGAGGAGACGAUGGUGCAGCCACUCAGAGAGUCAAGAGACCGGUAUGAAGAACUCAAACAGAUUGAUGACGCCAUGAAUGAGGUGCAGAAAAUGAAAAGUGAGAACUUGACCAUGGGAGGGAAGAAGAAGUAAGAGGUUUUAAAAAGCAGUGAGUGGGCAGACCCCUCGCUCCGUCAUGGCUGCAGGCUCUGAUCCCAGCGCUGCAAGAGGACGUGAUGGAGAGGAUCUGAGACAGCAGCUGUGAGACAACGUUACAAACCAGCAGGGACUCCACGACCGGACAGACAAUCCAAAGCCUUUUCAGGAAGUGUCCACAUUUGUACAGCACAGACUACUUCAGUGAACUAUAUUUAGAUACAUUUCUUGCAUUGUUUUUUAUUUGAAAUGUGUUGUUUUUUACAGAUUGUACAGAUUUGUAGUGACCCUUGUUCUUUCCUACAACAAUUAAAUGGAUUUCUUUAAUUACAAAA
Messenger RNA from Gymnodraco acuticeps, 1617 nucleotides. It is a transcript of the gene pde9a, whose product is annotated as phosphodiesterase 9A. Lineage: Eukaryota; Metazoa; Chordata; Actinopteri; Perciformes; Bathydraconidae. Gene Ontology annotation, molecular function: 3',5'-cyclic-GMP phosphodiesterase activity. The record is from RefSeq and is a predicted model, not a curated record. Gene Ontology annotation, biological process: cGMP catabolic process.